UUCGCCGCCCUCGACGAGGACGGCUCCGGCGGCAUCUCCAUCGCGGAGCUCGAGCAGUCGCUCACGGCCAUCGGCCUCGUGCGGUCCCACGAGGAGCUCGUGAACCUCGUCGCGGAGUACGACAGCGACGGCACGGGCAACCUGGGCUUCCGCGAGUUCGUCGAGGUCCUC
Messenger RNA from Aureococcus anophagefferens, 171 nucleotides. RefSeq lists its product as hypothetical. Lineage: Eukaryota; Pelagophyceae; Pelagomonadales; Pelagomonadaceae. The transcript has a single exon. The record is from RefSeq and is a predicted model, not a curated record. Gene Ontology annotation, molecular function: calcium ion binding. The annotation marks the transcript as partial.